Molecule: messenger RNA, 1290 nt
Organism: Plenodomus lingam JN3
Lineage: Eukaryota; Fungi; Ascomycota; Dothideomycetes; Pleosporales; Leptosphaeriaceae
Source: RefSeq, a predicted model, not a curated record
AUGCGUGUCGAUCUAUGGAAUCAAGAAAAGGUUCGAUCGCUCGGCUACAACUGCCAAUUCGAGGCUGGAAGUCUGCUGGAAACAUUGAACCCCGUGGACUCUUAUCUCUCUGAAAAUACAUCUCAAAGUCCUAUCUUCAAACAAAUCAGAAUGGCAGGUCUCUCACUAUUGGCAAUCGCUGCUUUCUACCAAGUCGCGAUGAUCAACGCACGCGAGAUUACGUUUCCCCCUCCAUCAGGCUACACGUCUCAACACAUCAUACCCCAAGGCUAUAGAGAGCCGGACGUUACUUCACCGAAGUUUGCUGGUUUAGCAACCUACGCUAACCUGCCUUAUGUGCAUUGUUUGGCUCCAGAAGGGUAUGAUGUGGAGCCAUUCGAUAUUGCCAUCUUGGGGGCGCCUUUUGACACAGGCGUGACGGGACGGCCGGGAGCGCGUUUCGGCCCGCAAGGUAUACGUUCUGGAUCGUGGAGAAUACACCCUGAAGCGGCAUGGAGCGUUUAUACCGGUAAAUUCAAACACUCAACCAGAAUUGGCCUCACGCAACUGACAUGUGACGCCCAGAUUGUAUCUUCGAGGCCAACGAAGUCGAGCAAGGGCACAACGCCUAGGAUGAUCACCCUGGGAGGAGACCAUACUACCACUCUCUCGGCUCUGCGUUCGGCCAGCUCACACUGGGGUCCUGUUAGUGUCAUCCACUUUGAUAGUCACUUGGAUACCUGGGAUCCAGAGGUGUUGGGUAUGUUCUCCUCUGGCCACAUGCAAGCACUGGUGCUAAUCUCCAGACAGGUGGAGGAAUCUCUCACUAUGCGCAUUGGUGUCAAUCAUGGUACAUUUCUGCACAUUGCUCACGAAGAGGGCUUAAUUCGCAACUCUUCCGUUCAUGCUGGAAUUCGAGCGCCAAUGGUCCGGCCCAAAGGUGAUCUUCGGAACGACGUCCGAUGCGGAUUUGAGAUCAUCAAAGCAAGAGAAAUUGAUCGAUAUGGUGUUGCUGGGGUGAUUGAACGACUGAAAGCUAGGGUGUCCGACACUAAAGUCUACAUCAGCGUCGACAUUGAUGUACUUGAUCCAGCCUUCGCGCCAGCCACAGGAACGGCGGAGGUUGGCGGAUGGAGUACUCGUGAGCUGUUGUCUGUUCUUGAUGGACUGGACGGACUGGACGUUGUUGGUGCGGAUGUGGUCGAAGUGGCACCAAUAUACGACAAUGCAGGCGAGUCAACAGUCUUAGCUGCGGCAGAGAUAGUCUUAUCGCUUAUUGGACUCAUGGUGAAUACACCAGUGAGUGAGUGA